Messenger RNA from Salvia hispanica, 840 nucleotides. RefSeq lists its product as uncharacterized. Gene Ontology annotation, biological process: gravitropism. Gene Ontology annotation, cellular component: nucleus. NCBI's taxonomy places the organism in Eukaryota, Viridiplantae, Streptophyta, Magnoliopsida, Lamiales, Lamiaceae. The record is from RefSeq and is a predicted model, not a curated record.
UUUCUCUCUCUCUCUCUCUCUCUCUCUCUCUCUCUCUCUCUAAUGAUCAAUGGAACAAGAUCAUCAAGAAAUGCAGCUACUCUCCUACUCCAGCACCCCACAAUAUCCUCUUCCAUGGCCGAGCCAAAGCCCCUCAGUGGACCUCCAGCUGUCGAUAAGCGUGGGGGGGCCCUCGGUGGAGGCACUGAAGAGGGAGGCAGCGGAGCAGAUUAGGCUGGCGGGCAUGGAGAAGGCGUACGCGGAGCACGUGAUGGAGAUGAGUCGGAGGGAGAUGGAGGUGGCGCAGACGGAGUUUAUGAGGGCGCGGAGUCUGUGGGAGAGGGCGAGGGAGGAGGUCCAGAGGGCCCACAAGUUGAGAGAGAGAGCAGCAGCCAUGGAGAUCACAUGUCUCUCCUGCAGGCACAAGUUUAGGCCUAAUUGAUCUCUCUCUUCAUUUUCAUACUACUACUAAUAAAUAACAAUAUAUUUCCUCUUUUAUUUACCAAAAUAUGUAUAUAUCGGGUUUUUAUCCAUGCAAAACUAGAUCUAAAUAGAAAAACGCAGAACAAAAUAAUAUAGAGGGUAUUUUAGGUCAUUUUAAUAAAGAAUGACUUAAAAUGAUCCAACAAUGACAUCAAACACAGAUUUUAUAAAAUGAUUUAAAAAUGAAUAGUAAUGACAUUCUGUGUUUUUGGAUAGUUAUUGACCAUCAGAUCGCCUAAUCUUAAGGCCACGAUUUGGGCUCAUUUCUGGAUUUAGAUGUAUUCUUGUUUGGAUCAAAAUCCUAUAUAUAUCUAUCUAUCUUGUAGUGUCAAAUAUUGGGAUUGGGAGGGUUCAUGAUGAAUUCAAAUGAUUAAGAUA